UGGGAAAGUGAGUGGUUCCCGGUCUGCGUAUGGUCCAGUCAAACAGAUCCUCCGACUUUGACCCUCCAUCUUCCCUGCGCGUAAGCGCCAGGUCGAUUGUUUUUAAUUGUCAAAGAGGGGUAGCAGAGCUUUCAAAACGAAGGAAUGCCUCGUGAAAUAGGGUUGUAGUCUGACUCUAUGAUGCCUUUUGCCCAGCCACAGGAUUCCUGGCACAAAAUGGAGGUGCAUAGCGUUAGUAGCGAGGUCAAUGGGCAUCAGUUUGUGGAUGAGCCUAUGGAGGAAGGGGAGCCCCUCUCACACUGUGAUGAAGGGCUGUAUAAAGAGAUUCCCAUCACACACCACGUGAAGGAGGGCUGUGAGAAGGCCGACCCCACCCAGUUUGAGCUGCUCAAGGUUCUGGGCCAGGGCUCGUUUGGAAAGGUGUUCCUGGUCCGGAAGAUAAUGGGCCCGGAUGCAGGUCAGCUGUAUGCAAUGAAAGUGCUGAAAAAGGCGUCUUUGAAAGUGAGGGACAGAGUUCGCACUAAGAUGGAGCGGGAUAUUCUGGUGGAGGUGAAUCAUCCGUUCAUUGUGAAGUUGCACUAUGCCUUUCAGACAGAAGGGAAGCUCUAUUUAAUUUUGGAUUUUCUCAGGGGUGGAGAUGUAUUUACUCGCUUAUCCAAAGAGGUCAUGUUUACAGAGGAGGAUGUGAAAUUCUACCUUGCAGAGCUGGCCCUUGCAUUGGACCAUCUCCACAGCCUAGGCAUUGUUUACAGAGACCUGAAGCCUGAGAACAUUUUGCUUGAUGAAGCUGGACAUAUCAAGUUAACAGACUUCGGCCUCAGUAAAGAGUCAGUAGACCAGGAUAAGAAGGCCUACUCUUUCUGUGGGACAGUGGAGUACAUGGCUCCUGAGGUGGUGAACCGGAGAGGACACACACAGAGUGCAGACUGGUGGUCACUGGGUGUUCUCAUGUUUGAGAUGCUGACAGGGACCUUACCGUUUCAGGGGAAGGACAGAAAUGAGACAAUGAACAUGAUUCUCAAAGCAAAAUUGGGAAUGCCACAGUUUUUAAGUUUGGAGGCACAGAGUCUAUUAAGAAUGCUCUUCAAAAGAAAUCCAUCCAACCGUUUAGGGGCAGGUCCAGACGGAGUGGAAGAGAUCAAACGCCAUGUGUUUUUCUCCACUAUUGACUGGAAUAAACUCUUCCGGCGAGAACUGCAGCCACCAUUUAAACCAGCAGCGGGAAAACCGGACGACACGUUCUGCUUUGACCCCGAGUUCACAGCCAAAACACCCAAAGACUCCCCUGGCAUCCCCCCCAGUGCAAACGCUCACCAACUCUUCAAAGGUUUCAGCUUCGUAGCACCAGCCUCCCUGGAAGAGAACAAGAGCUCCCCUUUACUCAACAUCCUCCCCAUUGUGCAGAUGCACGGAGGUUCGGCCCAGUUCGCAGACGUGUAUGAGCUGAAGGAAGACAUUGGUGUGGGCUCCUACUCCAUCUGCAAACGCUGCAUCCACAGAGUCACGGCCAUGGAGUUCGCUGUCAAGAUCAUUGACAAAAGUAAGAGAGACCCGUCAGAAGAGAUAGAGAUCCUCAUGCGUUAUGGCCAGCACCCCAAUAUCAUCACACUGAAAGACGUGUAUGACGAAGGCAGAUUUGUUUAUUUGGUGACGGAGCUGAUGAAAGGUGGAGAACUUCUGGACAAGAUUCUACGACAGAAGUUUUUCUCUGAGCGGGAGGCCAGUGCAGUCCUGUACACCAUUACAAAGACGGUGGAUUAUCUGCACUGCCAAGGGGUAGUCCACCGGGAUCUUAAACCCAGUAACAUUUUAUACAUGGACGAUUCCGGUAAUCCAGACUCCAUCCGCAUCUGUGACUUUGGCUUUGCCAAGCAGCUGAGAGGAGACAACGGGCUGCUCCUGACGCCCUGCUACACUGCCAACUUUGUGGCGCCUGAGGUACUGAUGCGGCAGGGCUACGAUGCAGCCUGUGAUAUUUGGAGCCUUGGUGUUCUGCUCUACACCAUGCUGGCUGGGUACACCCCGUUCGCCAACGGCCCGAACGACACCCCCGAGGAGAUCCUGAUGCGUAUCGGCAGUGGGAAGUUCUCUCUCAGUGGGGGAAACUGGGACACGGUGUCUGACUCCUCUAAGGACCUGUUAUCUCAUAUGCUGCAUGUGGACCCACAUCAGCGGUACUCAGCAGAACAGGUCCUGAAGCACUCAUGGAUCGCCUGUCGUGACCAGCUCCCUCACUUCCAGCUGACCCGUCACGAUGCACCACACCUGGUCAAGGGGGCGAUGGCGGCCACAUACUCGGCGUUGAACCAGAAGACGGGUCAGCCUGUCCUGGAGCCCGUGGCCGCGUCCAGUCUGGCCCAGCGCCGCAGCAUGAAGAAACUCACUUCCACCGACAUGUAGUGAUCAAACGGUCACUCUACUGUGUCCUCUUCCGCUCCUCUGUCUGUUUAUUUAAAGAAUGACCCUGACCCCCACCCCCACCCUAACUCCCCCUGUUAGCUGCUCCCACCCACACUGGUCCAUGGACCCCAUGCAACUUCACAUCAGGGACGUUCUGUGUUGUCUGUGGGAAUUUACAGGAGACUCAGACACUCUGUUUCUGUCAGGGAGAUGGAGUCUCUUUGUAUUUAAUUUCAUUCUCCAGUAUGCACG
Chanos chanos (milkfish) is the source of this 2652-nucleotide messenger RNA. RefSeq names its product ribosomal protein S6 kinase a, like (gene rps6kal). The record is from RefSeq and is a predicted model, not a curated record. NCBI's taxonomy places the organism in Eukaryota, Metazoa, Chordata, Actinopteri, Gonorynchiformes, Chanidae. Gene Ontology annotation, molecular function: ATP binding; magnesium ion binding; protein serine/threonine kinase activity. Gene Ontology annotation, biological process: intracellular signal transduction; protein phosphorylation. The coding region runs from base 178 to 2400 and encodes 740 amino acids. The transcript has 22 exons.